CCCGCCCCUCAGCUGAAGGCCGUGACGGCUCUUUCUGCGGCACCGCUCCUCGUAGGAUGGCAACCCUGAUUGUAAACAAGCCUGGAGCGGGACUAGACAGUGGCCGUCAGGGCAGCCGAGGGACGGCCGUAGUGAAGGUGCUGGAGUGUGGAGUUUGUGAAGAUGUCUUUUCUUUGCAAGGAGACAAAGUUCCUCGCCUUCUGCUUUGUGGCCACACAGUCUGUCAUGACUGCCUUACCCGCCUCCCUCUUCAUGGAAGAGCAAUCCGUUGCCCUUUUGAUCGACAAGUAACAGAUCUAGGAGAUUCAGGUGUUUGGGGAUUGAAAAAAAAUUUUGCUUUAUUGGAGCUUUUGGAACGACUGCAGAAUGGACAUAUUGGUCAGUAUGGAGCUGCAGAAGAAGCCAUUGGGAUAUCUGGAGAGAGCAUCAUUCGUUGUGAUGAAGAUGAAGCUCACGUUGCAUCUGUAUAUUGCACUGUAUGUGCAACUCAUUUGUGCUCAGAGUGUUCUCAAGUUACUCAUUCUACAAAGACAUUAGCAAAACACAGACGAGUGCCUCUAGCUGAUAAACCUCAUGAGAAAACCAUGUGCUCUCAGCAUCAGGUACAUGCCAUUGAGUUUGUUUGCCUGGAAGAAGGCUGUCAAACUAGCCCACUUAUGUGCUGUGUCUGCAAAGAAUAUGGAAAACAUCAAGGUCACAAGCAUUCAGUAUUGGAACCAGAAGCUAACCAGAUCCGAGCAUCAAUUUUAGAUAUGGCUCACUGCAUACGGACCUUCACUGAGGAGAUUUCAGAUUAUUCCAGAAAAUUAGUUGGAAUCGUUCAGCACAUUGAAGGAGGAGAACAAAUAGUGGAAGAUGGAAUUGGAAUGGCCCACACAGAACAUGUGCCAGGUACUGCAGAGAAUGCCCGGUCAUGUGUCCGAGCUUAUUUUUCUGAUCUACAUGAAACUUUGUGUCGUCAAGAAGAAAUGGCUCUAAGUGUUGUUGAUGCUCAUGUUCGAGAAAAACUGAUUUGGCUUAGGCAGCAACAAGAAGAUAUGACUAUUUUAUUGUCCCAGGUUUCAACAGCAUGUCUCCAUUGUGAAAAGACUUUGCAACAGGAUGAUUGUAGAGUUGUUUUGGCAAAACAGGAAAUUACAAGGUUACUGGAAACAUUGCAAAAACAGCAACAGCAGUUUACAGAGGUUGCAGAUCACAUUCAGUUGGAUGCCAGUAUCCCUGUCACUUUUACAAAGGACAAUAGAGUUCACAUUGGACCAAAAAUGGAAAUUCGAGUUGUUACGUUAGGAUUAGAUGGUGCUGGAAAAACUACUAUUUUGUUUAAGUUAAAACAGGAUGAAUUUAUGCAGCCUAUUCCAACAAUUGGUUUUAAUGUGGAAACUGUAGAAUAUAAAAAUCUAAAGUUCACUAUUUGGGAUGUAGGUGGAAAACACAAAUUAAGACCAUUGUGGAAACAUUAUUACCUCAAUACCCAAGCUGUUGUAUUUGUUGUUGAUAGCAGUCAUAGAGACAGAGUUAGUGAAGCACAUAGUGAACUUGCAAAGUUGUUAACAGAAAAAGAACUCCGAGAUGCUUUGCUCCUGAUUUUUGCUAACAAACAGGAUGUUGCUGGAGCUCUGUCAGUAGAAGAAAUCACUGAACUUCUCAGUCUGCAUAAAUUGUGCUGUGGCCGUAGCUGGUAUAUUCAGGGCUGCGAUGCUCGAAGUGUUUUUCACAUUAUGUGUGACCCAUAUAUUGGCAAAGAAGUAGUCAGAGAAAGGGUAAGGUGAAGGUUUAUUCUUUCAAUGAAAAAGGAAUAACCAACUGAAUGCCUAAUGGAACCUCUGUGGGAAGCAAGUGAAGCAUAGCUUCUUUAUCUUGCCCUUUCACUGGAUUUUGGCAGUAUUUGUAGCAAAACAGCAGUGACUUAAUGAAUUAGAAUCCAGACUGCAUCUUGGAGAAAUAGGAUUAAUUUACUUCUUUGUUCAGUAUAACAGAAUAACUUUAAUGCUAAGAACUAUAAGCUACAGAAAAUUAAUAUUUUAUAAUGUUUUAUUGAAACUUUCUCUAAGCCCUUUUGUAUAAAACCCAGUGAGUCAGAUGAAAUGUUAUCUAAUUAGGUAUGACUGUCAGAUUAGUAUUAAACUGAAGAACAAUUAAUAAUAAAACUGUGAAAGUCAUUUAUGUUGUAGUUAAUCUUCACUUACGAAAGACCCAUUUCCAGGGUUGAACCUGUAUGUAUUAUCUUCUAGGUCACAGCUCUAAAUUGGUCCUUCUAUUUUCAACAUGUUUAAAGUAGUUAGAGUUUCUUUUUAAAAUAAUACUGCACCUUAGUGGGAAUGAUUAUAGGUAAAAUGUAGUAAGUUACACAUAGAACCAGGGUCGGCUUACAUAAAAGUAGGAAACUACAUUUACCUUAAGAAAAGUCAUUUAAGCAGUGGAGAAUCAGUUACUUUAAAUGCUUUCCCAAAAAUAUAAGUACAUUUAUCUUGACAAUAAGACAUUAUUAAGGCUCUUCAUGGUAAGGCCUUGAGAAGGAAGGCAAAGAAAUGUUCAGAAAGUUUACAUCACAUUUAUUAUGCAGUGUUGUAAAAGUUUAAAAAUUUUGUGCUUUUUACUGUUUUUCAUUUUUUAAGGAUACUCACUUAUGGCAGUACGAUUUAUAUUUAAACAUACCUAGAUUGGGUUUUGUUUUUUUUUAAUAUGCUCUUCACCCUUUAGGAUGAAGCUGAAUAAUCCUAAGUCUUAUUAGUUGAACUGCUAGGAGAUGUCCCUCUUAGGUGGCACUGUUUUGGUUCUUUUGUUUGUACUUUUGUUUGUUUAAAAUAAACAGCAAAACUUUUAGAAAACAAAGCAUUAAAAAGAAGUCCAUCAGUGUUAUGGGCAGUAUGUAAAUAAGUAAAUAGUUCAUCCUUUAUUUCUCAAGUAAAAGUCAUGCUGUUACAAGUGUAAUUUGUGCAUAUAAGUAACACUUAUGAAUUAAAUUAUUUAAUAAUUACAAUAACUGUGAAAAAUAAAAAACAUGUUAACAUUUGCUUGUGAGCCCUUGACCUGUUUUCUCUACUAGGUAAUUGGAAAAAAAAAAAAAAAGUCUAACACUAACAUGUAAACUUGUUUUCCUUGUAAAUUAUUAAGUUCAUUUCACCAAUUUUGCUAAACUUUGUAAUUCACAUUCUUAGCAUAUUACUAAACACAAUGUAAAAAUUGUGCUUAGACCUGAUUAUAAUGUACAUAAUAGUGUUUGUGUGUGGUUUCUUUUUUUAAGAAAUAUUUUUCUCAGGCUCUUAUUACUAUUUGUGGUUGUAUUCUUUCACUAAUCAUUAGUUAAGAUUUUGCUAGUUCCCUCUGGGAAAUUUAAUAAUGAGAGAGAUGUUUUAAAUCCAGUCUAUUAGGAUUUGCCUCCUAGCUCUGAAUUUCUGUAUUUAGCCUAAAUAUACUGUAUGGUUUAUGUAAAGCAGGUUUUACAAGUGUGUAGCCCUGGUCUGUAAUUCUGGAAUGCUUUAUCAUCACCAGAAGCCAUUAUUUGCAUUACACAUAGACAGCAAUAAAAUGUUAAAAUCAUUUUAAAGAAGUCCUAUCAUUAUUCUAAAAAUUCUGUUUCGUGUACCAUCUACU
Neomonachus schauinslandi (Hawaiian monk seal) is the source of this 3594-nucleotide messenger RNA. It is a transcript of the gene TRIM23, whose product is annotated as tripartite motif containing 23. Gene Ontology annotation, molecular function: GTPase activity; GTP binding; zinc ion binding. The transcript has 12 exons. The coding region runs from base 57 to 1769 and encodes 570 amino acids. Gene Ontology annotation, biological process: vesicle-mediated transport; intracellular protein transport. Gene Ontology annotation, cellular component: plasma membrane; lysosomal membrane; cytoplasm. The record is from RefSeq and is a predicted model, not a curated record. Lineage: Eukaryota; Metazoa; Chordata; Mammalia; Carnivora; Phocidae.